AUGGAAAAUGAAAAAAAACAAGUUUCUAAAUUAAAACGGGUCGUUGACAACGACAAAAUUGGCGAAUGUAAUGAUAAUUGUGGUAAUAACAACGAUAAUGAUGUUGAUAUUGAUGUCGAUAUAGAAAAAAAAGCAAGUUGUGAGAUUAUUGAAGAAAAUUCUCCAAUCCCAAUGGUUGUGGCGGCUGUCAGCAUAGAAGAUAAUCCGAAAUUACCAUGUUUAACAUUUCGUUUUUGGAUAUUAAGUACCUUUUUUACAAUACUUGGUGCGACACUUUCAGAGUUCUAUUAUUUUCGUCCUAAUGGCAGACCAUUCAACAUCAAAGAACAUGUUUGUAUAGCUGUAGCAACAGGCGCAGGUGGUGGAUCUGCAUACGCUACGCCGGUGAUGGCCGAAGCUGAACACGCAAAAGCCGAAGCCAUAUUUGUAGUGGAAUUAGUAGGAGGAGUAAAAGUAAUUGAUGGUGGUAACUUAGAAGAAGAAGGUGGUGGAAGAGGAUAA
Molecule: messenger RNA, 501 nt
Organism: Entrophospora sp. SA101
Lineage: Eukaryota; Fungi; Glomeromycota; Glomeromycetes; Entrophosporales; Entrophosporaceae
Source: the annotation of a GenBank genome assembly